Molecule: messenger RNA, 678 nt
Organism: Trichoderma reesei QM6a
Lineage: Eukaryota; Fungi; Ascomycota; Sordariomycetes; Hypocreales; Hypocreaceae
Exons: 2
Coding region: 1-678 (225 amino acids)
Source: RefSeq, a predicted model, not a curated record
AUGUCGAGAUACCGCGACUCUUAUGACUAUGGUGAUGACGAGUAUCGCUAUAGCUCCUGCGACGCACGACCACUGCGCCGGUACCCCAAGCUUGCUCGUGGCACAGACAAAGAACAACCCAGAGCUGCUGUGCGACCCGAGGGGGUACGGGAGAUCGAUUAUCAUGACAGGCCAGCUGGACGGCAAUAUGACGACUACGGUGAGAGGAGCAAGCAUAAAGAAGCAAGACAUCGCCGUGAGGGUCGACCUUCUCGACAACGUGUUCGUUCGUUUCACAACGAGAAUGAUGUUGAAUACCGACGACGAGGCGACCAUCACCGCUCCCAAGCCAAUACCCGUACUCGGAGCGAGCAUGGCCUAGUAGAGGCAGCAACUGCAGGUCUGGCUGCCGGUGUUACAGAGGCCAUGCGAGCACGUCAUGAUCCAAACAGGACUCGACGAGCAGUUACGGCAGCUGUCACUGCCGCAGCUGUCGACGCACUCGCUAGUAAUGGAGACAAAAGGAAAAGGGGGCGACAUCUUGUGGAAAGUGCUGUCAGUGGGCUAUUAGUUGAUCGGAUAUUCGGGAUUGAGAACCAGAUGUUGAGGAUCCAGUCCAACCCGGACUAUGAAUCUUCAUACAAUGUCCAACGACUUAGGGGAACAUCCUGGGCAUUCACCUUUGCAACUGACUGCUAG